UCGCGAGAAUUGUUGGGAGUGUAGAUGUAGAUGGUUCAAUUUUUCAGUGCCCAGUUUUACGUUGACAUAGUGUAAUCUACGGAAAGUGGUCGUUUAUUUCUGAAACUUUUCUUUGUUAAAAGCGCCGUAUUCGUGUUUUCUAAUGAAUUUAGUGCAGAGGUGACGGUAUGGAGCAUAUUUUAAAGAAGCGUAAACUAAAAUUUUGUACGCGCAGGUGUUGGGUUAAGUGUUAACCCAUCGUCAGCUAACAAAACAGAAGUUUAGACGAAAUAAGUAAAAUAACAUAUUGUAAUGGUAAUUUUUACUAGCGGGAGUUAUUUGAGGAAUAAUCAUACGACAUGCAGGACGUUUGUGAUAUAGAAGGGGGCUCCAAGAGGGGGCUGUUGAUAUGCAGUUACAAUGGCAACAAAGCCUGAUCUUUCCUCAGGAGCUGGUGUUCAGAAUGUGGUAGUUUAUGUAUCAAAUGAUAAUUUUGGCCAAACUUAUGCAGUUGAACAGCAAAAUGUACCUCAGUCUGGUAAUGUGCAUUCAUCACGAUAUACCAGUGCAGGCAAUGCCGUGGCCACCAUAGAUCAUGCCAAAAGUUUUAACGAGAAGCAACAAAUCUUUACUUCAAGUGGUCAUAUAAUAAACAGUGCCCCAGGCAGUUAUAUUACAAAUGUUUUACCACAGAAUGGAAUCACUUUAAAUAAUAUCACUUAUCAGAAUGGAGGUAUUGUUAAAAACACUGAUAUACUGUCGUGUGAAAGGCAACAGGCUGGACCUGCACCCCUUCAAAAUGUUAAGCAACAUGAUUGUGAUAACCAGGAAAGAUAUUCGGAUUCGUACGUGACAAUUGUCGGUUCUGACGUGCCCACACAAAGUGUGAGAUGUGAUUCAGUGCGUUCGGAAACUGCUGAGUCUAGCUGUAGUAGUCUUAGCUCUGUGGAUGAGGGGAUGAUUGUAGUGCAAAAUCGUUCACCCAAUAUGGUUGUGUAUGACCCUAGUGUGAGUGUUCGGCCUGGUGGUGUUGUUGUUGUGGGACCUCCGCCUGUACCACAACAUGCCUCGAGUAAUACUAUGGUUGUAACGGUACCAUAUGGCUGGAAAAGACUUCUUAAUAAUGGAUCUGUGGUAUAUAUCAGUCCCAGUAAUACAGCUUUAAGUUCCUUGGAACAAGUUAAAGAGUACCUGCUUACGUCUGGUACGUGUAAGUGCGGUCUCGAGUGUCAUUUUAAGUACGAAAACGUUUUUAAUUUCGAUCCUAAGAUAAGUGGAAAGCCAUGGGUAUUGAUGCCAGAUACAAAUACGGGAGAUUUAACGAAGUUAUGCAACCACAAACGAAAAUUGAUGGCGAUGGCUUCGAUGGACUGCAAACCAAACGAUGCCGAAUCAAAAAUGAGAAAAGAUUUCACGGUGAAGCACAAAAAGCGAAAAGUUGGCGUGCCAUAUUCAGGUGGAGUACCAGUUCCAGAAAUCUACUCACAAAGAGAAAAAGUUUUGUUUAACGAACAAGGAUUCGUUAAAGAUGUCUCGCAUUCUCAGCAGGUUUGGCCUCCGAAUCCCGAAGUAUCCGGACGAUUGCAAGGUUUCGUGGACAACCAGCAUAAUCAGAUAAUCCGAUGUCAAAAUCAGUUUGGUGGCAGAAUUAUGGGAAAUACUUCGAUGGUGUUAAGCGAAAAUGCGAUGAUCGCUCCACAACCGAAUGUCUCUAAUAAUAUGCCCGGUCAGCAAAUGCAGGCCAAUCAACCAAUUCCUUAUAACAACGGACCUAAUAUGCCUUUACAUUCUCAUCAAAUUAUUGGGCCUAAUGGAGAAGUUAUUAACGUUCAACAGAUCCAGCAUGGUCCUAACGGUAUGCUUCAGCAGGGGCCGAAUCAACCGAUGCACGGGCAAAAUAUUUUACAUACAUCGCACCAGCAACAACCUCAAGGAAGGUUCUUUGUUAAUGCCCAACCGACCGAACACAGUGGACCUGGACGACCUAAUAUGCAGAUGGUGUCGUGUAAUAUCAAUCAACAAAUGAAACCUGUUGAUUUCCCUCAAAGACUAUCUCAACACCACAUAUACAACAACCCUCAAAGUCCAUAUCAAGGCGAUCCUAUUAAGUCUAGACAUUUUGGACAGGUCAUCAAUACGCCAAGACCACAGGGAUUGAAUCAAAAUCAGAUGAUUGCUAAUGCUUCUCUUCAGAUUCAGCAACAACAAAUUCAACAACAACAAAAAUUACAAUGGCAUAGUAAAAUGCAACAGAAUAUGAAUCAUCAGCAAAUGAACCAGAUGCCUCUGCCACCACAGAAUCUUCAAAACAGUCAAAAUCCUAACGUAUAUGAGAGAGUUCCGCCUUUACAUCAACAUGCUCCUAAUACCGUUUGGCACGAAGAGAUGAGAAGGAAGAAGGCGAAACUAAACAAGGGGGUUAAGAACAGGCAGUAUCAUAUGAUAGAAAACUGUCAAGUCAAUAGUAACCCAAAUCAUUGUCCCAAUAUUGACGUUAGACAAAUUCCCAGUGAUAAUAACAGACCGAUAAUAAUAAAUCAACUUCAGCAGCAUAAUCAAACUUUAUCCAGCCCGUCAUUUAUCGAAGACCCUAGUGGAUAUUUAGCCCAGCAAACAGCUUUAUUAAAUAAUACAAUAAACAGGCAAACAGGUGCCAUUAACUCAGGCUAUGUAUGCAAUAGUCCCAACACACCGGUACAAGGUGUCCAACAAAAUGUUAUUGCCAUAUCAAACUCUUUAGCAAAUGAGGUGCCUUUACCUAGUAAUAUUAAUAUGGCGGGAAUAAAGUCUCCGCAAAUGUCAAGAGGAAAUCAAAGUGUUAAUGUAACAAAACACAAACAUAGUACUACAGUUCAGCAGCAAAAUAAUCAAAUCAGUCAAGUUCAAAUACAGCAUCAGAAUAUAGCAGAUAGCAGUUUAGUCCAUGAUCAACCUACACAAUACACCCAGCCUUGCCAGGGAUGCGUAAGUGAUACCAACACAUAUAGCCAUAAUCAAAAGAGUAAAAGUCGCAGCAGGUCAGAUAGUGAACCGAGUACUCCUAAUUCUUGUACUACUUCUGAUGACCCCGUCACUUCCUCGGUUUAUUUAGAAAAACAUAGCAAUCAGUCUUCACCAGAUACACGUCCGAUACAAGGCGGCACUGUAAGUACCAGUAAUGUUUCACCAUUAGAUGGUAAUAGCUCUGAUCCACCAACUCCAAAUACACCACACAGUCAAGGUACGCCACCGUAUAGAAGUAUGGAAUUUUCUCAAAAUUCAAAUAUCAAUUUCAACGUUAGUGUACAAUCUCCUCAUGGCCCAGUCGUAGAAAUCGUAUCGCAGUCUAGAGAAAAUUAUAUACAGCAACUUCAGCAUCAGAUGGUGAAAUCCGAUCAAAACAAUCAGUACAGUAAUCCUAACUGUAGUCAACCUAAUCAAAGCAAACAUGAGCAAGGCGGGUCCAGUUAUAGUCAUUCAAAUUCUAGUGUACAGAAGAUGUCGGAAAGGUGUUAUGUAUCUAACGUUGUUACGACAAUGGCCAGUGGACGAACCAGCGGAUGUAACACUAUAACAUCCGUUCUUGCGGGUCGAACGAACACUGCAACUGUUUCAAUUAACAGCCCUUCAAACAGCUCAGGAUCUAAUACACCAACGUCUAAUCCAUCAUUUACUUUUCAGUCUCAACCUUCUAGUAUCAGCGUAUCUAAGUCUCCUUUGGAAAUGGUUCAAAGUGUUGUAAGCAGCAUUCAAGUCCCACACUCCCACCAACAAAAUGUUACAGUUUCAAUAUCACAAGCCAGUCCACAAGUUUCUCCGCAAAUUAUUAAGCAUUCGCCUACUGGAUUGCCGCCAGGACACAUUUUGGUAUCUUCUAAUGGUCAAUUAAUCAUGGCUAGUGCUGGCAAUGGUCCAUCAAAUGUUAUGGCACCGCCUCCUCCUAAAGUAGUCAAUAAUCAAAGUCCCAUGCCUCCAAUAUCAGUAUCUCCGAUGAUAACAAAUGUGACAGCUUCUGUAACUCAAGUAAUUCCUGCAGUGGCACAACAAGUAUUGGGCCAGCAAACAGUUUUAGUUAAUGCUCUUUCGACACCGUUUGUCAUUCAACCUGGCGUUACCAUGACUAUGGAUGGCAUGACUGUUGGCCAGAAUGUACAAAUACCUCAAAUUGUUACCGGAAACGUUAUACAACAACAAAUACAGCUUGAUAAUAACGAUCAUCGUAGAGCGCCAGCAUUACUGUCUCCAGAAACUAAGAAGAAAGGGAAAAAGCGAAAAAUGUCAUCUCAAACGGUUGCUGGCAUGUUACACAUCGCAGCGCAACAAAAUUCAGGCGUUGUAAUGUCGCAACAAGGAUUCCCUCAACAAAUUCAAAUGACACAUAGUCCUCAAGGUCUAACAACGACCCCUGUUAUGCAAGCUCUUACAAUAGUGCCGAACAAAACAGGAGGUCCUCCUCAAAUUGUUAUGAAUGGACAAGCUGUUGCAAACGCUAAUAUAGGUCCCCAACAAAUUAUAACAAAUUCUCAACCUACCCAGCAAAUCAAUUUAUUGCAACCUGUUAAUUUAAUCAACGGAGCAACUGGAGUAGUUCAAAAUUUCCCAGCUAUACAGCAAUUUAUUGUUCCUAAUAUUGGCAGUAGUAUGGUAAUGAACGCAGAUGGUACUGCUACGAUAUUACAAGACACGUCUAAUCUUGGCAUGCAAUUGCAAAUUCAGAAUGUAAAUGGCCAGAAUGUUUUGACACCUAUUCAGAAUAGUAGCGUGUUUAAUAGCGGCCAGAGUAUUCUUGCUGCGGGUCCAGCAGGAAUGGUCAUUAGAGCUCCUACGUCACAAGGAAAAAUCAUUCAACAACAACAUAGUCCAGGGGCACAGUUCUUAUCUCCAAAUGGUAGCCAGUUUGUAGUAAAUGGGGCUCAGUUUAGUGGUCAAUUAAGUCCUCUUGUUGCCAGCGUUAGUCCAUCUCAACAAGUUACGUUUAGCACAUCUCCACAGCAAAUAAGAUCAAAUAAUCAAAUUCAGUCUGGCCAACAGGAAUUUAUACAUAUGAAUGGACAAAUGGGACAAACUUUAAUGGUACCUUGCACACCACAGGCAACAAACAUCGCAGCUUCUUCGUCCAAUCAAAACACUACUUUCGUACAGCAAAACACAACAAUAGUUCAACAACAAACUACCAUGGUUGCAAAUAAUCAGCAGCUUCAGAAUUUUCAGCAUAACAAUUCCCAAGGACAUCAGAAUGUCGCUAGAUCGACGUCGUUGAAUAUGGAUCAUCAAAACUUUAUAAUUAGUUCAAACGAUAAGCCGUUACAAGCGGUGAUGGUGCAACAACAAAGGGCUAGUCCACAAGAUAUAAAUUAUAGACAGUCGGUAUCCACGCAAACUGCUGCAAAUCAGAACACACCAGCGGUGACGACAAAUACUUUUUGCCAAACUUCAACUCUGUGUGCCGGAAGUCCGCCCGACACGACCACGUUGAGUCCGGUGGCCUCGGGUGGCCAGAGUCCUCCAACGGCCGACACAACUACCCAUAGCGGAAGUACUGACGAUGGAUUAUCUCCAGCUCCCUCGAAUUAUUCAUCUUCUUGCAACGAUUUGAAUGUUCAAGGAUCUGGUGCGAUGGCAAUGGUACACUGCAUAUCGAGCAGCGAACCUGACCUAAUGGAAAGCAUUACGCCAAAUCCUGAGCAAGAUUGGAGAAGGGUUAGUCAGUCUAGUGGAUCAGUAAAACAUGAGUACAGCUCGCAUAAACAAGAGUACAUGGACAUGGCAAGUGGCCACGUGCAUUACAGCAAGCGACAACAAAACACAUCUCAGUAUGCCGAAUCGUCGAACGUGGUGUCUGGGAUGCAAUUUCUGGAGCAUAAGUCAAAACAAGAGGUGAUGAGUUCCAAACAUUACGAGAAAAUAGUUCAUCAAAAGAAAAGUAAUGAUAUGAUGAUUGUGUUGGAAGCACAACACGCCUCAUAUUUUGAUGAUGAUAACGAGGUGACAAACGAACCACCCUCAGAUGAGUCAGAGGUGAAGUGCAAACGCCAAUUUAUUGUUGGAGAUCUAAUCUGGGGACCUGCUAAAACUUCUUCUGCUUGGCCAGGAAAAAUUGUCGCUAUUGAACAAAAACAAAACUUGGCAACGGUACAAUGGUUUGGCCGUGAAAAAUACAUUUCCAAAGUAAAUAUUGCCUGUUUGCACACAUUGUCUGAAGGACUAGAUGCGCACCAUAGAGCAAGGAAGAAAACUAGAACAAGUCGAAAACUGAGCGCAGUUUUAGAAGAAGCAAUACAGGAAGCAAUGCUGGAAUUAGAUAAGUGCGAUGUUUCAGGAGCAGUACCUCCCAAACAGUCAAAGGAGUCUUUAUCCAAAUCCGACAAACUACUAAGUAGAUUAAGGAGUGGCCAACGAUAGAGUAACAGAAUUAUAUUUAUAUCAAAUUUAUAGUAGGACCAACAUCGAAGUAAAACAGUGUAUAACCUUAGAUAAAAUUAAUAUGAUAGAAACAACGCUUCUUACAUGUUUACGUAACAAUACAAAUAUAUUGAAAAAUAUGUAGGCUGAUAUAACGCUGGUAUUUUGAUUCCUAGGAUACAAUAUUUAAUCUUCUUAAGAUGAAAAAUUUUAAAUAUUUUUCAAAUGUCUUUUUUAAACAGUACUUUAAGACAUUAAUCAUAGCCCCUUAGCUGAAAGAAUUUGAUAAAUUAUAUCAAUUUAAGAAUAUAUAGUGUGUCCAAAAGGGUUGGCUUCAUAAGGAUCGUUAGUGAGUAUGUGAGAAAGAUAUUUUAAACACACGUGCAACAGAAAUAGUUUGGUUUUAAAAUUAUUUUUAACGAUUUUUAUGUUUAUAAUAUAGUUAAAUAUUUACAAUAGGUGCAUGAAGCUUAGAUGAAAACUCUUAUAUACUCACUAAUAACUGAAAUUUACAAACUGGGCUUUCAAAGAGUGUAUAUAAUGUCUGAUUAAAAUUUCAAUAGAUCUUAGAAUAGUAUAUAUAAUAUUAAAUAUACAGGUCGUAUAUAUUCAUAGAAUGGAUAACUAGAAAUUUUAUCAGCGUUUUUUACUGUUUUUUGCUAGUACACUUAUUAAUGACUUCACAUCAAGUUGGCCAAUCACUAUCAAUCACAUUAAAUACUUACAGGGCGUGCUAAAAAGUUCACAUUAAAUGUGAUCAAUUUUUAUUAUUAAUUUAUUGAAAAGAAGUUUAUGUGGAAUUACUUAUCACGCAAUGUCGAAGGAAGCUAGAUAAAAUCAAGAAAAUUAUCCUUUAUCCUUUUUAAAACUAAAUCUAAUAAAUAAUUUAAAAACUAUUUAUUUUAGGUAUAGGAACAUGUAUAAUCAAAAAGUACCGAAUUCAUAAACCUCUUUACUAGAGAAAUAAAAAAACUGGGUUUCUAUUCCAAAAAUAAAGGUUUAUGAUUACUUUUUAAUCACUCAAUUACAUGAUAGCUACGGUCAAUAUUAUAAGACAUUCAAACAAUUUAAUUUUCGAAAUAGAUGGCCACAUGUCUUUUCGUUAUGUCACAAUCGCUGUGGUAAUCACUAAAUUUGACGUUUAGGUUAUGCACAUUUUUUCUAACUUUUGAGCAGUUUUUUUUCGUCCAAAAAUUUUAAA
Molecule: messenger RNA, 7561 nt
Organism: Sitophilus oryzae (rice weevil)
Lineage: Eukaryota; Metazoa; Arthropoda; Insecta; Coleoptera; Curculionidae
Exons: 9
Coding region: 400-6360 (1986 amino acids)
Cellular component (GO): nucleus; chromocenter
Molecular function (GO): DNA binding; chromatin binding
Source: RefSeq, a predicted model, not a curated record